CUAUUAGUACCGCAGAAACAACUGCACGGCAAGGAUAGAUGGCGGAGAAAAGCGUUCAUCUUCCUCAAGAUCUGAUAAUUGAAAUUCUGUUGAGAUUGCCAGUGAAGAAUGUAUUAUGUUGCAAGUGCGUAAGAAAAUAUUCUGAAAUCCUAUUAAUUGAUUUUAAUGCAUCGCUUAACAAUGAGUCAUCAUAUGCUUCCCCAAGCCACGAUUUUCUGCCCCCGGAAUCACCUCUUCAAAUUGGUUCUAUUCAUUGGAUGGUUUGUAAUUACAAGUUAUCAACGGACGUUUAUUGUGACGUUAUUAUUGCCUUUGAUUUGAAGGAAAGCAGAAUGUCAGAGAUGGCACUGCCAUAUUGUUUUAAUUAUAAAGAUUAUCCUAGCAACCACAAUUUGCUGGUACUUGGCGGACUUAUUAGUGCAUCGACUGUGGGCAUGCAUACGGUUAAGAUAUGGGUGAUGAAAGAAUAUGCAGUGUAUUCAUCUUGGACUAAGAUUCUUGAAUUUUUUGUUGAUCCUGCUUUGCACAAUUCUUUAUCCAUAGUAUGCUUUACAAAUCGUGGUGAUAUAAUUGGAAGAGAUGAUGAAGGUGGAUUGAUGAAGUUUAAUGACAAAGGACAUCUUCUGGAGCACUACUCGAGUCCUAAGGGCAUCGACCCAAGAGGAUUCCAAAUGGCGGUGUAUACAGAGUCUCUGUUUUCAUUCCCUUGUGGCAUUCAGCAGGUCUAAGAAGCAAUCAAUUGCUUUGAUGCUGGUAACUCAUCCUCUCUGCCUCAAAAGCAGUUAAGUGGAAUUGAUUCUAAUGAAUAUAUAUCAGGAAAACUUCAGUUUAUUAUGUUAAUGUAGUUCA
Messenger RNA from Vicia villosa (hairy vetch), 849 nucleotides. RefSeq lists its product as uncharacterized. The transcript has 2 exons. The record is from RefSeq and is a predicted model, not a curated record. The coding region runs from base 39 to 728 and encodes 229 amino acids. NCBI's taxonomy places the organism in Eukaryota, Viridiplantae, Streptophyta, Magnoliopsida, Fabales, Fabaceae.